This is a messenger RNA of Gekko japonicus, 1938 nucleotides long. RefSeq names its product spindle apparatus coiled-coil protein 1 (gene SPDL1). The record is from RefSeq and is a predicted model, not a curated record. NCBI's taxonomy places the organism in Eukaryota, Metazoa, Chordata, Lepidosauria, Squamata, Gekkonidae. Gene Ontology annotation, molecular function: kinetochore binding. Gene Ontology annotation, biological process: mitotic spindle assembly checkpoint signaling; establishment of mitotic spindle orientation; protein localization to kinetochore. The transcript has 12 exons. Gene Ontology annotation, cellular component: outer kinetochore; spindle pole. The coding region runs from base 123 to 1916 and encodes 597 amino acids.
GAAGGAUUCACAGCAGAAACAAGCAGAUGGCUUAUUAGUUAAAUAGCAAUAUGAAUUUUGAAGUUGUUGGGAAAAUUUAAGAUGGCAUGGCCUUGAAGAUUUGAUUUUAAGGGUUAAAAGAGAUGGAGAUUGAUAAGGAGAUAAUUUCACGUCUCCGUAGUCAGCUGAAAGAGGCUGAAGAGGAAAGAAGAAAGGCAGCGCAAUAUGGUUUAGAACUGAUGGAGGGGCAGAAUGUGUUGCAGAAUCAGCUGGAUGAACUGCAAAAUGAAAUGGUCACUUUAACAGAGACGUUUGAACAAGAAAAAUAUACUCUCCAGAGAGAAUUAGAACUAAAGACUAGAAUGUUGGGAAGUCUAAAUGCUGAAUAUGAUACUCUGAAGCAGCUACAAAAUAUACAGCUAGAUACGCUGCGUGAACAACUGGAGAGACUGCAUGGACAAGAAAUAAAUGAACUUAAGAAUAAGGUGGAAAAACUGAAAUCCGAGCUAGAUGAAAGUCUGCUUAGUGAAAAGCAGCUGAAGCACAAAGUAGACCAUCUUAAGGAGGUCAUUACUUCUAAAUCAGAAGAACUACGUGUAAUGUCAGAGCGUGUUCAUGAAACAAUGUCUUCAGAAGUGCUCAGUCUACAACAUGAGCUAAUAGCUCUUGAAAACUCAAAGGGAGAACUUGAGGAUAGGUUACAUGAACUGCAAUACAGCAAAGAACAACUAGAACUUGUAAAUAGCAAUCUCAGUAAUCGUGCCUCACGUCUUGAAGAAGAGAGAGAAGAUAAAGAAAAAGAUCUUGCUUCUUACUGUAAUGCAUUAGAGAAAGCUCGUGAGGUGAAUAGGGAACUUCAGGCUCAAUUAGAUCAUGCACUACAAGAGGCCUUGGAUCCUUCCAGUAAAGGCAAUUCUUUGUUUGCUGAGGUGGAGGACAAAAGAGCAGAAAUGGCACAUCAGCUAAUCAGUGCAAAAGUAAAAUAUCAGUUACUACAAAAACAGCAUACUUUUAUGAGAGAGCAACUGCAAAGAAUAAAGCUACAGAUGGCUACACUGCUUCGGAUGAAGGGAUCACAGGGAGAGCAUGAUCAGCUGGAACGUUUGCAAAACAUGCUUCAACAAAAGAAUAGUGAAAUAGAAGAACUUAUAAUGAAAGUGAAGCAGCUGGAAAAGUCUAAGGUGUCUGAAAACUCAAAAGAACUGAUGCUUUAUAAUGUUUCUGAAUGCACAGAAUUUGGACAGGGCUAUUACACAGACUUACUGCGGAUGAAGCUUGAGAACUCUGAUAAGGAGAUAGAAAAUUUGAGAAGUGAAUUGUCCUUACAGCGGAUGAAAGCUUUGUUUGAAAAUCAGCGGGUUUUGGAAAUUGAGCGGAAACUUUUUGCAAGUGAAAGACAGCUUGAGGCUUGUCAAAGUGACAGUAUAAAUUUGCAAGUGCUCCUGGAAGAAUUGAGAAUCAAGUAUGAACCUGAAGAGUUAAUGAAAAAUCCCAUCAGUUUUAAGAAGGCUCCAGGAAACGUGGCUUCUGCUAACUCAAGUAGCAUGAGGAUCUCUGCACAUGAAACUGCUUCAUUGCUGUCUCAAACAUAUGAAGAGAUUAUAAGUGAAAACGCCAUGAAAACCUCUGUACAAGCUGUACCAAUGAACGUAAUUCUACCUUCAGCAAUGCAUCAGAAAACUGAUCAGCCUGAAAAGAAGAGAGUUAGUAUCAAGGAGGAAGAGCCUGACAGGAAAAGUAUAAAAAAGAAAGAUGGGAAUGAUACUGCACCUUAUCCUGUUACCAGGUCGACAUCUGAACUUGGAGUAAAGACAGAAGAAAACUAUGCUGGUGCAGCUCAAGAUGCAAGUAAACAGAAGAAAAGCCAAAAGAAAACAUACCCUGUAAUACGUAUGUCUUCCAGAGACGCUCCUGAAACGCAGUGUGCUCAACAGUAAUUUUGAAAAUAUUUGUAUUGCU